AUGUCUGCGCCUAACUGGAAGAGCGCGCCAACUCCGCUAAAAGAGGUACCUGUUCACCCCGAUGUAAGAGAAAAAGAGAAGGAAAAGAUUAGAAACGACGUGGAAUUUUAUGAAAGUAUUAGACUCGACCUGAACAAAAAAUCGGCAAGCACAGCGCACAAAGAGGCAAAGGCAGCUUGGGAGAAACAUACCAACAAAAGUACUUGGACAAACCAUGGUCUUAUUACUCGUCGCCAAGAGGAAGCUUAUCUCUCCACCAAAGCAGGGUUAGAUAUUCAGGGAAACAAUGCAAAAGAAUCCGAAACAGUAGGAUUCUUUGAGAUAUGGUUACCAACACAAUUUUCGGAAAAACAGUUUUUCUUGAAAUCUCAAUUCGGAGUCAGGGCAAGGAAGGGUCCAGAAGAACAAGUGGACAAUUUACUGGGUUACAUCACUGUUCACAUGCUCCAACAGCCUAUGAUGAUGAUUGAAGCAAAACGACAUCCAAAACGCAGAGAACAUAUGACACCAGCUGAAAUUACUGCGCUGGAGAAUCAAGUGGAAAAAUAUUGUCGCAAAUGGCUGACGGACAACGCCCAUAUACCGUUUUUGUAUGCAGUCACAUGUGCAUCAACGGAAAUGAGAUUUUGGAUGAUGGAAAGAAAAAGAGAUAUGGAAAGGGCCAAGAUGGUGGGAUUGUGGGAACCGGAUAAACGGACAUGGGAUGAAUAUAGAGAUCCAGGGUUGGAUUGCGAUGCCGACAUUAUAAGUGCAGCAAUCAAUCUGAUCAAAGAUCACCCGAAUGGUUCGGACUUUGCGCUUACUACAACUAGCGAUUCUCAAUCGCAAAGUGACAGAGCUCCAUCCGCAGUUCCGAGUAGAGCAACGGGAGGAACAAGUGGGUCGAGACGUGGAACUCCAAGUGGUGAUAGCAGAGGCGAUAGAACUAGAAGCAGAGAUAGAAGGGACAACAGAUCAGAUGACCAGCCUUCAAGCCAAGAAGAGACUCCUGAAGAGCGAUCAGAAAGACACAAAAGGAGAGAAAGAGCAAAAGAAUUAGAAAAAAGAAAUGAAGACGAAGGUAAAGGGAAAGGGAAAGGGAAAGGGAAAGAAACAAGAAGAUCUGAAAGGGGAGAUAGGGAAAAAGAGAGAGGAGAACGACGUGAGAUGUCUGACAAGCCGCGCUCACUACAGCCAAGCGCCCCAAUCGAUGUAUCUCGAUCAACCUCGAAAGGAGAUCCUAGAAGAUCCAACACAUCAAUAGAUGAGCGUGGAAGAUUAGCUUCAAGUUCCAGUCCCGAGUAUCCCGCACAGGUACCAAUACGUGAACGCGACCGCCGCGAAAGAGGCGAUACAGACAGAGGUGAGCGAGUUUCUACCAAAGAUGGGAAAAGGGUAGAGGCUUCCAGUAGCAGCAAAACUACAGAAUCAAGAAAACGAGAUUUCCAGGCGAGAAGAACAGAUUCUCUUAGUACCGUGCCACCCACUUCGUCGGAUGAUCUGCAUUCCUCUAGUAGUGAUAAUCGAGCACCACGAUCGAAGAGCAAAAAGAGGGCUGAAGGCGCGACAGCUGAUGCUGGAAGGAAGAAGCGAGACAAGCCAUCUGGAAGUGGAUGA
Botrytis deweyae is the source of this 1596-nucleotide messenger RNA. RefSeq lists its product as uncharacterized. The transcript has a single exon. The record is from RefSeq and is a predicted model, not a curated record. Bases 1 to 1596 code for a protein of 531 amino acids. NCBI's taxonomy places the organism in Eukaryota, Fungi, Ascomycota, Leotiomycetes, Helotiales, Sclerotiniaceae.